CAUGUUUCGCACAGCAACAGCCACCUCUCUUGCCUCACGGUUCUUCAUCUCCAUUAAUCACCCCCGGAUAGCGCCACUUACCAUUCCGCUUGCAUCGUUAACGAAUCAUGCUCCGAGCCCGCUCGAAGGUACGGUCCAGCGCCAAUACAACCGAAAACGGAACCAAAGCGACGAACACAAUCAACAACGAAAGCGACACACAGGACCGCUACACUUUAUCGCCGCCAGCUCAUUUCUGUCCUGGUUCAGCAAAAAAUCCGACGAUGAAAAUACGCCCGAAAGUCAGCUGAUCACCAUCAUCAAACGUUCGAUCCUAUCGAUACAGAAGGAAGAAUAUCAAAAGGCGGAGCAAAUGUUACAUCUCGCCCUAAAGAUGGCACAGGACUUGCAGAGCAAGGAUGGCAUCACUUACAUCUACGACAUUAUGGCCAAUCUAGCGAUGGAGGUGGGAGAUUUUGCCAAAGCAGAAAAGCUCUUCGUCAACGUUAUGCAGCGACUGUUUUCGGACGGGUUUCUAGAGGAUCACAUAAAAAUGCUACACAUAAGCUCGAAGAUAGCGCAUCUGGCGCAGCUGCAAGGGCAUCUGGAUAAGGCGGCACAAGGAUUCGAAUGGACGUUGGCGAAGCUGGAGGAAAAGCUGAAACAGCUCGGCGAUGACAACGGGAAAGAGAUCCGGGAGCUGUGGGGAAUCACCAAGAACUGGUACGCUCAACUGUUGAUGGAGAGUAAACGGUUUGCGGAAGCGAAACAAGCGUUCCUGCAAGCGUACGAAGCGUACACCGAGAUACACGGGAAGCUAACCGAGGAAGGGCUUACGAUACUGAACAAUCUUAGCGUGGCGUGUUCGAAUCUGGAAGAUUACGCUUCCGCGGAACGAUUCUUAAAGGAGGCCAUUUCACUCGCAGCCCAAAUUCCGGAUCUUUCGGAAGCGGGCGUGUACAAGGCGAACCUCGGCUUGCUGUACCUUCAGCAGGGCCUGCUACGACAGGCGUCCGAGUUUUGCACGUUCGCCUGGCGCUAUGGCAACCAACACAAGCACGAAGAGACUGUGAUACAGGCAACGUACUGUCUGGAGCAAAUUAAAGCGAUGCAAAAGUAAUGACCGUUC
This is a messenger RNA of Anopheles maculipalpis, 1108 nucleotides long. RefSeq names its product tetratricopeptide repeat protein 19 homolog, mitochondrial (gene Ttc19). Gene Ontology annotation, molecular function: protein binding. The transcript is spliced from 2 exons. The record is from RefSeq and is a predicted model, not a curated record. Lineage: Eukaryota; Metazoa; Arthropoda; Insecta; Diptera; Culicidae. Gene Ontology annotation, cellular component: mitochondrial inner membrane. Gene Ontology annotation, biological process: mitochondrial respiratory chain complex III assembly. Bases 2 to 1099 code for a protein of 365 amino acids.